Messenger RNA from Nymphalis io (European peacock), 746 nucleotides. RefSeq names its product 14 kDa phosphohistidine phosphatase-like. Gene Ontology annotation, molecular function: protein histidine phosphatase activity. The transcript has 3 exons. Gene Ontology annotation, cellular component: cytosol. Bases 83 to 535 code for a protein of 150 amino acids. The record is from RefSeq and is a predicted model, not a curated record. Gene Ontology annotation, biological process: peptidyl-histidine dephosphorylation. Lineage: Eukaryota; Metazoa; Arthropoda; Insecta; Lepidoptera; Nymphalidae.
UAUAACACAGAAACCUAUUAUAAAACUGCUUUUGCAAUUUGCACAUGCAUUUGCAAUUACUUAAUUUAUAUAGUUAUUAUUGAUGUUGAAAACGGUCACUGUCAGCUGUUUUAAAGUCUUUUCACCAUUGUGUUACUCUUUAAAAGCUUCGAAAAUCUCUAAUUCAGUAAGAGUUAUGUCCAUUGCUACGAAUAUACCUCUUGUGGAUAUUGAUCCUACUGGAGUUUUUAAAUACAUAUUAUUGAAUGUAUACGAAAAAGAUAAAGAUGCCGCACAGCCUCAAGUGACGAUUGUAAGAGGCUACAAAAGGUGCAACUAUCAUUCUGAUAUUUAUGAUGAAGUGCAAGCAAAGCUCUCUGCAUUAGACUGUGAACCUUUAGGUGGAGGCAGAAUAUCUCAUGACCCAGAGAAUAAGAAAAUUCAUAUCUAUGGCUAUUCUCAGGGCUAUGGAAAAGCAGAUCACGAAGUCACAGCUAAACUAGUCAAAGAAGCAUACCCUGGUUACACAAUAACUAUAAGUGAUGAAGGGUACUGAAAAAAACUACUAAAUAUUAGAUACUAUUUGUUUUUACUUCAACUAAACAAAAAUAAUAGUUGGUUACUCUAAUAAAGUAUUUGUUUUUUCAUAAUAUAAUUGUAUUCUUUUCCAGCAAUCCAACAUGUACAUGUGAAAACUAAUUAAAACUGAGCAUGCCUGUUUCUUAUAAAAUAUUUUAUUUUAUAAUUUUGUAAACACUGUCAUACAU